UUAAGAAUGACUCCCUCCCUCUCCUCUGUCACCCUCUCCUUCCCCAUCUCUUCCUUUCUUCUUAGACCUCAAGAUCUUCCUCAGCUGCAGGCCUUAUCGGUCUCCGAAGGUACUCCUACCCCCACAACAGCACUGGCUGCCCCUUCAGAAAAACACAACGCUCUCAACGCCGCCGACCAGCCCGGGCAUCUGCAACGUCACCCAAGGCACAACGAAGAUAUCGGCGAGAGCUCGUCGCCUGGUGAUCCAUAUGCGGCCGGGCCAUCAGCCUUGGAAAGGGAGCUACACGCCUGCCAGGAGGAAGUCCGCAGCAUGAACGUGCAGAUUCACAGGAUGCGCUACCGCAUCUCGAUGAGGAAGGUCGCCGAGGAAUGGUACCCGACGGAAAGGCGCAGCAACGAAGACCAGUUGUGGUUGUGCAAGAAGAGGACGGCGGAACUGGCAAAGCAGCACAAGAGGCUGCUUGCCGAAACCAAAGCUUCACAAUCACAGAUUGCAAAACUGAAAUCUAAGAUCGAAUCGCUGAAGAAGGCAAGACCAGCCGAGCCCUAAGCCAUCAGAAAGCUGACACAGAGAUCGUCCGUUGGCAACUUCCAGAGCAAUCUGAACUUUUAUAUUGGAUUGGCAAUCAUCAAAACCUUUCUUUCUUUGCCUAUUUCUAGUUUACAUAUACUAGUUUUGCAUGACAUAAGUAGCGUUUCCAACAGAAGCAGCUGAUUCAGAUGGUAAUGGCAUUGUUAGUAGGGCAGAGUGAGAAGAAAGCCACAGAGUGUCAGUGCAAUGUUAAACUGAUGCUUUUAUCUUAGAGAGGACAUGUUAUUGCUACGUAUUGUAAAAAGUACUUGGGAACUGAGAUUUGACUUUGA
Molecule: messenger RNA, 866 nt
Organism: Musa acuminata AAA Group (dessert banana)
Lineage: Eukaryota; Viridiplantae; Streptophyta; Magnoliopsida; Zingiberales; Musaceae
Exons: 4
Coding region: 7-552 (181 amino acids)
Source: RefSeq, a predicted model, not a curated record